Molecule: messenger RNA, 702 nt
Organism: Aspergillus niger
Lineage: Eukaryota; Fungi; Ascomycota; Eurotiomycetes; Eurotiales; Aspergillaceae
Exons: 7
Coding region: 1-702 (233 amino acids)
Source: RefSeq, a predicted model, not a curated record
AUGGCAGUGGUUGCAGCGGUUCAUCCCGCGGGUGGGGGCGCUUUGAUCUUUACUGAAUUCUGGCACAGCUUCCCCGUCUCCCUUGGUGACAACCGUGCCAUGGGGACUGCAGUCAGCGGGGGAACCACAGCUGGGACUACUGCCAUGUGUCAUGUCCGAGGGAAAAGGGAGAGAGCGAGGAGGUCAGUGCAUCCAUACCCACCGGGGGGUUUCCCAGGGAAUGCGUCAUCCAGGAACCUGUCCACGAACACAGCACCACUAGCUACACAGUUUGGGACAAUCGGGGGAUGCACGAUCAAGGUUUCGCUAAAAAUGUGUCGCAACUUGCAAGGAACUGCAAGCUGGCCUUUUAGGGGCGUGGGGGAAGGGAGACGAUCGGGGGAGUGCAGGAGAUUGCAGGAAAGUCCCGGCCAGUCGGGGCUCCAUGGUGAUCAUGACCAACAGUCAACUGAACAGAUGCUAUGCUGUGUUGAGAUAUUGACUGUGUAUGAACAUUUGCAAGGAGUUGGUGCCGAUUAUUCCGUCGAUCGCAAAAGAAAGGAAGAGAGUCAUUCCCUGGGGGGAGGCCAUCCAGGCAGAGACCGUCGAGGAACCGAAUCUGAGACGGAGCGCCAUCAACUUGAAGCCGCGGAUCCGACCCCUGAACCCGCUGCCUCAGGCGUCGGGGCCUCGUUGCUGUCUCUCUCCACUUUCUCUCUUUAG